AUGCGGGAGAUCGUCUUCCCCGGGAACGCAGGAAGUAACCCGAUCAAAAAGGAACCGAGGAUUGACAUCUCACUCAAGGCCAACUGGUUUGUAGACGCACCAUCGGUAGAAAUAGGAGCUGGCGAAUCUGGCCAGGAUGGGGAGGAUGGCGAGGAUGGCGAGGAUGGCGAGGAUGGAGGUGGAACAUAA
Molecule: messenger RNA, 189 nt
Organism: Penicillium riverlandense
Lineage: Eukaryota; Fungi; Ascomycota; Eurotiomycetes; Eurotiales; Aspergillaceae
Exons: 2
Coding region: 1-189 (62 amino acids)
Source: RefSeq, a predicted model, not a curated record